Messenger RNA from Amoebophrya sp. A25, 3611 nucleotides. Lineage: Eukaryota; Dinophyceae; Syndiniales; Amoebophryaceae. The record is from the annotation of a GenBank genome assembly.
GAACAUGAUGUUUUUUUAAGGGUUUGUUGCGAAUAAUUACAUCCCUCACUACCAUCCUUGGCUCCUUUUCAAGGGGGAAAUAGAUCAAGGAGGUUCUGCAGAAGGCAACUCGGCAACCUCUAACUUUUAGGGAAGAUCCUCAUGCUGCGCUUGUAGUUUCCUCUCCUGAACUACGCCAAAAACGCUUCGAUGAGAACAGCAAGAACACCAACAUCAAUACCAGGCGGGAGCAGGCGAGUAGAAUAUCUUACAGAUCUUUCCCUGUAUGCCAACUAGGAGACUUAGAGCCGUGGAGUUUGCGGGAUGCUGGCUCUCCAUGUCACCUUGGUCAACGCUCUACCUUCUGGCGCCGUCAGGCAGUCGCACAUUGCCGCUCUCCUUCGGUAGUGUUGUUUCUUAUGGCGUUACUGCUCUAUCUGGUUCAGGAUCUGCAUCUUCUGGUUCUGGUGAGACUGCGACUGAGUGUUUGAACUUGGAGAUGCAACCGUACAGGUGUUGCUUUGAAUGUCCUCUGUUCAUAAAUAGAGUCUCUUCAUCUAGAUGAACGAGAAGUUGGAGUAGCCGUCUAACUUUCGCACACCACCCCAGCGUGAAGCAAAAGCCGCAGAGCAGCAAGCUGAAAGUGAGGAAGCAAAAGCAAAAGCUGAGCUACUCCGGCUCGGCGAUAACAUGUUCAAACACGAAGACAGGGACCAAAGCCUACUUCUCCAGCAAGACCACUUGCGACGCCAAGAGCGGCAAGAGGAAUUAGCGCUGUAUUUGCUGUCUGGUGCAGCUCUUUCUGAGUCCCUUAAGGAAGAUCUUCUCGAAGUCGAAUCCCCAACUGCUGUCCUCGUCGAGGAGCAUCCACCUUUAGCGCAAGUACACCAAGAGACCUGUCCGUGUACCGGUGCAGACUUUUUCUGCGCAGAGGGUUUUUAUCGGCGAGGACAGGAAUGCGUAGCAACAAACUCGAAGGACGCUCCGGACGUGAUCGAUGUCAAUAUACGAUGCAGUAAAUUGCCUUGGUGGUAUGGCUGCUGGACGUACACGUUACUUGGUUAGACCUGUUGUCCUAGAAAGUGAAUGAACAGGAAGGAGUUGAGGUAGAAAUGACCAUGAAUACGAUCGCGGUCCUCCUGCUCCUUCUAAUCCUACUCGAAAACUGAAAAUAACCGAGUUACUGACUGAAAUAAGGGAGGUAGCUUAACAUCAAGGCUACUCUUCCUUCUCGUCAGUAUCUCGGUUGUUCUGCUCAGUUACUUGCUUAUUACAUACGGAUCGAGCGAUUGCAUGCGGAACAGUCACUCUUUCUGUUCAUAAGCUUAUUUCAGUUUUUCGAAUAAUCCUCAGAUCUUCAGGCUGAAUCCUCAUAGCUUCAAGCUGAUGAUGAUCCUAAUCCUCAUUCUAUCCCGACUACUUCUAAUAGAAGCAGCAAGGCUUCAUCGUGUCCCAGGGUUACGAAGGUAUGCCAGGGAAUAGCUGUGUCGAUCAGGCACUAGUACAACAUACUAGCGUCAAGGUCAACAAAAACAACAACACUCGUUCUUGGAGUCGUUUUGCGCCAUAUCGAGUGACCUGCGUAGAGCACAAUGUCGAACAUUGGCUAGCCCAGACCCUGUACUACCGAUUCAUCUACUCACUGGUGCUUGAGAUUAUGGCCUGUGCUUGUACUUCUAGUUUGUUGUAGUUUUCUUCUUCACGACUGCCACUACAACUAGGUGGAUAUUAGGGAAGAGGAUUAUUUUGAUACUGACUAGGCUCCGCUGCAACUGACUCCAUGUUCAUGAGAAUGAGUACAUAAGUAUUGCGCAGAAGCUGUUACAAUUCUAAUACCAGUUGCAGAAGGAGAACACAGUCACACGCGUCAGCAGGUCCCAUUCCAUCGAAAAUUGACGUAGUACACGAGUGCAUGAAACACCCAGCUCAAAUAUGGUCCUGGAUUGGUGCUUGCGCUUCUCUUCUUGUCUUUCUAACGAUGGGCACAGUGUAUGCCUUGUGGCGUGCGUAUGUCUUUGUGGACUGGGGAAUCUCAGUUGUGGUACGGGAAGUGGGUUUUCAGUUUUUGCAUCUACAGGAUGAGCUUGCUUAUCUUUGGAAGAAGAAGGACAAAGGGGGACCACGUCGGAGGAAAUAUUCCUACGAUGCAGAGGACGACGCAGAUUUCGAGGAUGAAAGAGAACAGCUUCUAAACUACACUGUGCAACGUAGAACUAGAGGGGGAAAUAAUGAUAAUUCUUCUAGAAUGUUCUCGAAACGCGAACAACAGGAAGGAGCUGCGCGAGGUCAUAGUACAAGAUUACGAGCAGAGCAACGGAAGAGAAGAGCUUCACCUUCUAGGCUUUGUGCACAUCAGAGACCAACGGAGGAGGAGGAAACUGCUGUUGAUGAAACGCGUCCAGCAGUACCUCGAAGCAGGAUGCUGCUAACGGAUAAUCACCGUAGUAGUAACGACUUGUUCUCCCGCAAGAGGACUGACACAGGAGGAAGUAGUGCCAAAACAAGAGUACUAGAUGUUGAGCAUGACGAUCAUGAUGAGCAGGGAAGAAGUAAUUCACUACCAAGUAGUUCUACUUCGACUGCUUCAUCCUCGUCCUCUAUCAUAGGAAGAAAUUCCAGCGUCACCAGUAGUUGUGGAUCCGCAUCGCCAUCGACUCCAUACGACCUAAACAAGAAUCAUAGUAGAAAGACAUCUUCAUCUACAUCAUCAUGGAUGAAUCAAGAAGAGGAAGAAAACAAGAAGAUCAAUCUCUUCACCACAACGAUUGAGAUUCCUCCUCUUCUGGGAGUUUCCUCGAACAAGGGGAGAUCGGGGGAAGAAGCCGAUCAUGAUCAUGGAGGACAUGGUCAUGGUCAUGAUCAUCUACGGAGCGCUGGGGAUGGACAUGGAGAAGGACAUGGUCAUGGAGAUGGCAGACUAUUGCAAGAAGCAGAUGGCAGACUAUUGAGCAUGGGAAGUGAUGACUCAACCACUUCGUCAGCGUCUGCCUCAGCCGCAUCGUCCUCAACAUCAAGUCCGCGUUCCUACUUUGGAACUGACAUAUUUUCGUUUUGAGUUGUUGACUCGAUCCUAUUCCAAGAAGUUGGGCCAGAGGCAGAUGAGGACAUGAUGAUGAAUCAUGAGGUUUCGGCUUAUUCUUGUUGUUAGUCUAAUAUUAACAAUAACAAGAAGUGUACGUCGAGGACUAGGACUAAGUAAUGUGAAGUUCAUGUACUACCAUGAUCAAAUCUAAUGAAUAUACUUUAAGUACUUAGCUGAAUGUUGUAGCAAUUCCAGUUUCAAAAGUUGCUGAUACGAACUCUAGCAAAUUUACAACGCAAAUACAAAGCCAUGCCAUCACGUCAUAAUUCUAGGCUUGUUCUUUUCUUCUGCACAGUUUGAGCCGUACUAGGCCUGACGUGGAGCACUUCUUAGAUACAUAUGGUCUAUUGCCGGCACCUCUUUGUUAUUUUACAGUUGAUGUACAGAAUUCUAACGAAGUAAAAUCACAUGAUUGCUGCCUUGGGUAGGCGCGGGGAGGAGGACGCCAAGGAUUACACUGUCCACUAAAAAUGUAUAUGAAAGACGAGAUGCAAUGCAAAUAGUAUUUUUAGCAGAUUAAUAACUUGCUGGUGCAUCAACGCGGUCGCGG